Messenger RNA from Candidula unifasciata, 1863 nucleotides. Lineage: Eukaryota; Metazoa; Mollusca; Gastropoda; Stylommatophora; Geomitridae. The record is from the annotation of a GenBank genome assembly.
GACGCCCACAACUGCAUUCCCUUGUUUGAUGAAAAAACCAAAACAGCAUUUUUUGCUGUUUAUGAUGGACACGGAGGUCAUGAAGUUGCAAAGUAUUGCGAGAGAUAUUUCCCAGAGUUUGUGAAGAAGUUGAUGAACACAGAGGACCCACAAGACAUUGCUAGUUUUAUCAAAAAAGCAUUCCUCCAGUUUGACGAGACAUUGACACACGAUGAUGUUAUCAAGAUGCUCAAAGAGCUGGCUGGAAAAGAUGAUGACAAUGAGGACGACGAUGACUGUCUUCCUGUAGGUCGCUCAGAAGCCGAGCUGUUGAAAGAAGAAGCUGACAUGCCGUUGGAUCAAUUAUUAGCACAGUACAAAUUGACAACACCCGACAAAACUAAGAAUUCUCAUGACAGCGCUUUGCAAAGUCCAGCUCUCCGGACUGAAUCAACAGAUAAUAAUGAAGCUGUUCUCAGCCAAGAUGCAGAAGAUGGGCCAUCUUCAUCGGUAUGCACAUCAUCCUCAGGAACAACAGCAUCACCAUCAUCAAAACAGCACAAACAUGACAGUUCCUCACAGUGUUCCAAUGGUGAGGAUAGUGUGAAUAAGUCCAGCAGUAGCAACCAGCCUGAAACUGUUGUGGGCACGGCAGCAAACAGCAGCCACACUAAAUGUAAUAAUGACAGUGAUAACAGCAUUACAGCUUCCCCCACAGUGCCUUCAUCUGUCAGUAAGGAGUCCUCUACUGCAACAAGCACCACAGAGAGGGAAGCGGCAGACGGCUGUGAAUCUGCCUGUGUGAAACAAACAGGGACCUGUGACAGUUCACAGUCUUCAACAUUACCAGAACCGGCUGGUUCAGCCACAGGAGCUGCCAGCUCCCAAGAUGCAGAUGAUGGACCUUCUGGCUCAGGUGCUAGUGCUAAAGCUUGCAGGAAGUCCAGUAAGGCCAACACAACAGAGAAUGCAACAACCAUUGAUGGAUACAUGGACACAAGUGAUGAUGAUGAGGAUGAUGAUGAUGACGACGAAGACUCAUGGGAAGACAUGAGUGACAGUGAUGACGAAGAUGACGACGACGAAGAAGAUGAAACAGAGGAUGUACCAAUGAUGAAUGCUUCUGAAGAAGAAGAACCCGGUUCAGAUAGUGGCUGCACUGCCUGUGUCGUCCUCAUGCAGGAGAACAAACUGAUUGUGGCCAAUGCUGGUGAUUCUCGUUGUGUCCUGUCAAGGGCCGGCAAGGCUGUGGAGCUCUCAUUUGAUCACAAACCUGAGGAUGAUUCUGAGAAGGAGAGGAUAGAGAAUGCCGGUGGCAAGGUCACUGCUGAUGGGCGCGUCAACGGAGGGCUUAACCUGUCGCGGGCUAUAGGUGACCAUGUGUACAAACGCAACAAAGAUCUUCCAGCCGAGGAACAGAUGAUCACUGCUUUGCCUGAUGUUGAAACUGCAGAUCUGUGCAGCGACGAUCAGUUUAUUGUUAUCGCUUGUGAUGGCAUUUGGAAUUACAUGUCCAGUCAAGAGGUUGUAGACUAUGUCUUAGAAAAGUUCAAGGACCCAGAACUUAGACAGAAGCCAUCUGCCGUCUGUGAAGCAUUAUUUGACCACUGCCUGGCACCCAACACUGCUGGUGAUGGAACUGGCUGCGACAACAUGACCUGCAUCAUUGUUGUUUUGGACUCUUUCCUGAAGCCAGCCACAGAGCAGCCGACGCCCGACGCAGCAAUCACCCAAGAGCUGGUGGUGAAAAAUGGAGAGGACAGUUUGGAGAAGCAGCCUGUGAAUGAAAGAGGAGACGCCGGAUCAGGAAGCUUGAAACGCUGUGCUGAUAAUGUUGAGGUCAGAGAGGAAAAAAGAGUCAAAGUUGAAGAAAAGGUUGUGUGA